This is a messenger RNA of Drosophila guanche, 637 nucleotides long. RefSeq lists its product as uncharacterized. The transcript has 3 exons. NCBI's taxonomy places the organism in Eukaryota, Metazoa, Arthropoda, Insecta, Diptera, Drosophilidae. The record is from RefSeq and is a predicted model, not a curated record. The coding region runs from base 89 to 433 and encodes 114 amino acids.
AAUAACGACUGUCUGCGGCAGCAUCCACUUGGCACUGGGCUCGACACGAACAGCGAGUCAUGUAUUGACUUAGCGGAGCAGCAUUCAAAUGCCACUUUCACCCACCUACGUCGAGGCUCUCAGUUCAUCCCACGGUAGAGUGACCGAUGAAAACAGCGCUGGCGCAGCACAGCUCAUUGAUCAGACGAUGAACAUCAGACAGCACAUCCCUUCUUGUGAACUCCUCUCUCGAGUUCGAAGUAUCGGCAUUGUGGAUGGUUCAGCAGGACAGCAGGUUCAGGACAGCCCAAUCGAUGCUGCCCAGGCAAGCGGCAGUGACCCUCCUUCUAGAGCGAAUAGAGAAAGGCCACAGUCUGAAUGGUCUUGCCGAGGCCCAUCUCAUCGGCUAGAAUGGUGUCGAUUGCCUGUCGAGGCUCUUCAGAGUGACCGAUGAAAACAGCGCUGGCGCAGCACAGCUCAUUGAUCAGACGAUGAACAUCAGACAGCACAUCCCUUCUUGUGAACUCCUCUCUCGAGUUCGAAGUAUCGGCAUUGUGGAUGGUUCAGCAGGACAGCAGGUUCAGGACAGCCCAAUAGAUGCUGCCCAGGCAAGCGGCAGUGACCCUCCUUCUAGAGCGAAUAGAGAAAGGCCACAGUC